Messenger RNA from Manduca sexta (tobacco hornworm), 1189 nucleotides. Its product is annotated as circadian clock-controlled protein daywake. Bases 59 to 790 code for a protein of 243 amino acids. The record is from RefSeq and is a predicted model, not a curated record. NCBI's taxonomy places the organism in Eukaryota, Metazoa, Arthropoda, Insecta, Lepidoptera, Sphingidae. The transcript is spliced from 5 exons.
UUUAUAUAUUAUAAGUGCUCCCAUUCGAAACCAUUUAGACUUUAGUGUUUUCAGUAAAAUGUCGCCUGCACAAUUUAUUGUGACAUUCUUUUGCAUCGUCGCUGGCGUUUCAGCUAUGGUUUCAACCGUAGCACCAUGCGACUUGGAAGACAAAAGCUGCAUCACAAAUUCCUUCAAAAUCAGCUUCCAAGACCUCGUGAAUGGAAUACCCACUAUGGGCGUCAACUCUUCAGAUCCUAUAGAAAAGAAGAAGAUCUUAGGGAUAUUGCCGAAACUGAAAUACACACUGACAGAUGUUACGUUUUCUGGCCUGAAAGAUUGUGAGGUUCGCGAGGCCUUUUUCACACCCGAUCAUACGAAAUUCAUUUUUACCGUGAUUUGCCCCCGGCUUGUAACAAAAGGACAUUACGAUGCCAAAGGACAACUACUUAACUUCGAUGUCUUUGGAAAAGGAAACAUUGAAAUUAACUCCUACGGCUUCAACAUGACAUUCAAAACCGACAUAGAGAUGUUCAAAGACUGCGACGAUAAAGAUCACAUGAAAAUAAAGGAUUACAAAUUACAACUGAACGACAAGGCAUUUGUCACUCACGAACUAUCAAAUUUGUUUAACGGCGACAAAGCUCGUGCCGAAGCUGUGACCAAGGUCAUGAGCGCAAAUUGGAGGAGGGUGAGCGAGGAAGCCGAAGCACCCGCCAUGUAUUCCCUAAUUCUGGUGUUUAUAAAGAACAUGAACAAUUACUUCGAGGGGUUACCUCUGGAGGAAAUAUUCUAUAAAAUAUCUCAAUAAACCCUUCUAUUUUAUAAGACUGAAGAGCCUCAUGGGCAACCAGCUUUAGGUCCAGAAGGACUAGUAACUUGCACCAGAAAUAUUUAAAAUUAGUGUUGCAGAAGCCGCGCAUUAACUUAAUAAUACACCAUUUAGUGAAGGAAAAAACAAAAUAAUGUAUAAAAUCCAUCAAUCAUCUUUUUCUGUCUGUUCGAUUUUAUUUUAUGUGAUUCAUAUCUCCGAACCUUCGGACAGGAAUUAAAAAAAGAUAAUAAAUAUUUAGGUAUUAUGUUUUCCUUCCCGGAGUAGGUACUUAUGCCUUCGUCUUUUACGUUUCACACGUAGUAUCUCAUUAUAUUUAGUAAUAAAUAAAUUAUUUUCGACACAAUCUUUGCAAUGAGGUAAAAAAAAAUUAGUUAA